Messenger RNA from Plenodomus lingam JN3, 858 nucleotides. RefSeq lists its product as uncharacterized. Lineage: Eukaryota; Fungi; Ascomycota; Dothideomycetes; Pleosporales; Leptosphaeriaceae. Gene Ontology annotation, cellular component: cytosol. Gene Ontology annotation, molecular function: oxidoreductase activity. The record is from RefSeq and is a predicted model, not a curated record.
AUGUCGCUCAAAGGCCAGACCGUUCUUAUAACCGGCGCCUCCAUGGGCAUCGGCGCUGCCGUUGCAAAACGCCUCGCAGCGGAGUCCGCAACCCUCAUCCUCUUCGCACGCUCAACUGCAAAACUGAAGGCAGUUGCCAACGAUAUAACAUCAACAUAUCCAAAUAUCCAAGUCUUCACCGAGCCCGUAAACGUUUCGGACUAUGACGCUCUCUCCACAGCUAUAUCUCACAUGUCCCGAGUUGCUGGCCCAAUCGACAUCCUUGUCAAUAACGCUGGACUUGCUUUGGGCGCACCCAACGCCUUUCCGGAUCUCAAAAUCCAAGAUGUGGUCACCAUGACAGGUACCAAUAUUAACGGCUUCAUGUUUGCAACGUAUGCGGUGUGGAAUGAGGGUGGUAUGAAGAAGAGAGCUAAAGGAAUCAUUUUGAAUGUGACAAGUACCACAGGACUGGAGGUUCCGCCUUUUUCUGGUGAGGCAGUGUAUCAUGCGAGUAAAGCGUGUCAGGAAGCAUUUACGAAUGUGUUGAGGACAGAAUUGGUGGAUAGUGAUAUCAAGGUUCUUGCGUUGAGACCUGGGGUUGUGGCCACGCAUUUUCAUGAACAAAGAGUUGGAUUCGAUAAAAGACAGUACGAGGAUUUCAUGGAGGGUUUUGAACCAUUGGUUGCGGAAGAUGUUGCGGAGACGGCCGUAUUCAUGCUAAGUCAGAAAGAUCGCGUUAGUGUUAAGGCUUUGGAUGUUGUCCCUACGGCGCAGAGAAGUCUACAGGUUUUUGAUCGGAAGUGGAAUAGUAGAGUAGCGGGCAGGGGGACGUCGGAUGCUAAGGUUGCACAGGAAGUGGAUGCAAGACGAACGUAA